AUGUCGAGAUCAAUCCAGCUUAAGGAGGAGGGUAACCGCCACUUCCAGUCAGGCGAUUAUGCCGGGGCAGAGGCCUUGUAUUCUAAGGCAAUCAUCGCCGACCCUAAGAAUCCAGCCCUUUACACGAACCGCGCCAUGGCCCGUCUAAAGCUCGAAAUAUGGGACUCGGUCGUCUCCGAUUGCGAAUCCUGCCUGGGCCUUGCCCCUGAUAACCUGAAAGCCCAUUAUUAUUUGUCCCAGGCCCAGCUUGCGCUGAAGGACUACGAAUCGGCCCUUACAAAUGCCCUACGUGCCCAUCAACUGUGCGUCCAGACUGGAGAUAAGUCUCUUGCGGCGAUCACAGCACAAGUCCUCCGCUCGAAGAAGGAGCGGUGGGAUUGGAAGGAGAGGCACCGCCUCCGCGAAGCACAUCAGAUGGAGAACGAGAUCGUCGAGAUGAUGGAGAGGGAGCGCAAGCAAGCCAUUGAUGACGCCAUGGACGACAGCGAGAAGAAGGAGAUUGAGGCGGAGUGGGACAAGAAGAUUCAGCUUUUGAGAGAGACGUUUGAGAAGAGCCGACCGGUGGAGGAACAGAGAGGCGAGGUUCCGGAUUGGGCGAUUGACGAUAUUAGCUUCGGCAUCAUGGUCGACCCCGUCAUCACCAAGACUGGAAAGUCUUACGAAAGGGCUUCGAUCAUGGAACACCUCAGGAGGCACCCCAGCGACCCUCUGACUAGGGAACCUCUUUUGCCAUCCGAGCUGAGGCCCAAUCUUGGACUCAGGCAGGCGUGUGAGAUGUUCUUGGAAAAGAAUGGCUGGGCGGUGGACUGGUAA
Molecule: messenger RNA, 813 nt
Organism: Colletotrichum siamense
Lineage: Eukaryota; Fungi; Ascomycota; Sordariomycetes; Glomerellales; Glomerellaceae
Product: STIP1-like proteiny and U box-containing protein 1
Exons: 3
Coding region: 1-813 (270 amino acids)
Biological process (GO): protein polyubiquitination; proteasome-mediated ubiquitin-dependent protein catabolic process; cellular response to misfolded protein
Cellular component (GO): cytoplasm
Molecular function (GO): ubiquitin protein ligase activity; protein-folding chaperone binding
Source: RefSeq, a predicted model, not a curated record